Messenger RNA from Uloborus diversus, 3311 nucleotides. Its product is annotated as LIM/homeobox protein Lhx9-like. The coding region runs from base 16 to 954 and encodes 312 amino acids. Gene Ontology annotation, cellular component: nucleus. The transcript has 4 exons. The record is from RefSeq and is a predicted model, not a curated record. Gene Ontology annotation, molecular function: DNA-binding transcription factor activity, RNA polymerase II-specific; RNA polymerase II transcription regulatory region sequence-specific DNA binding. Gene Ontology annotation, biological process: neuron differentiation; regulation of transcription by RNA polymerase II. Lineage: Eukaryota; Metazoa; Arthropoda; Arachnida; Araneae; Uloboridae.
GCCAACGAGCUGGUGAUGCGAGCCCGGGACCUCGUGUACCACCUGCACUGCUUCACGUGCGCCUGGUGCAACACGGCCCUCACGCAGGGCGACUACUUCGGCCUGAGGGAUAACCUCGUCUACUGUAGGGGGCACUACGAGCUGAUGGUGCACGGGGAGAACUGCCUCACCACGAAUGGAGAAGCUGCGGCGCCAGCACUCAUGCCAAGGUAUCCUGGCUUGACGCUGCUCCACCCGGGACACGAGCCCCCCUCCAGUCCUUCGACGGGGGCCUUUGCCCCGUUUCCAGGAGUGACAGGAUCAGUCAGGAAGGGAAGGCCCCGCAAAAGGAAGACGACCGAUGCGGUGGUGCGAGAGGGCCUGCUGUCCCAGACGCUCAUGAUGGAAUCUGCGGACGGCUGCGGUCUCCACCUCUCCUCGCUGGACUCGAACAGUUCGGGCCCCUCGGGUCCCGGAGGGGGCCCCGGGGGCUCCCAGCGGACGAAGCGCAUGCGGACGUCCUUUAAGCACCAUCAGCUGCGCACCAUGAAGUCUUAUUUCGCGAUUAAUCAAAACCCCGACGCCAAAGAUCUCAAGCAGCUGGCGCAGAAGACCGGACUUUCCAAGCGGGUUCUGCAGGUGUGGUUUCAGAACGCCCGUGCCAAAUGGCGCCGGAACAACUUGCGACAAGUGGAUCACCAACAGGGUGGCUCCAACUCGCAGAAUCCGCAACAGUCCUCGCAGUCCUCUCACGUCAACAGCCCCGGUGCAACCAGUUCCUUCUCGGAGCCCAGUCCAUGCGGGGGCGGAUCCGGCAUGGGCCCCGAGCCGCCCCACGCCUCGUCACUGCCCCCACCAGCGCCCCCCAGCGUCAUGGAUUACGACGGGAACCCGCCACUGACGUCACUAGUCCCUCGCCACGUGUCACCCGGUGGCGAACCCUUGCCUUUGACAUCAUUCCAAGAACUUUUCUAAGUGAACAGAUUUCUUCCGCACACUUGAAGACUUUGACCGUAUGCCAUUGGAUUUUAAACAUCAACUCAUUCAUUCUGCAUGUCAUCAACGAAUCUUUCUUACAUUCCCGUUUUCAUGAACGAAAGGUUGUCAGAAACUCUGUGGCAUCAGUGAACUGGUGACAGUUUGUACCAUUGACAACAUUCCAAAGACAUUCCUGACGAAGUUUUUUUUUCCUACCUUGAGGAACAGCAUCAUAAGUUUUUAAACUUCAUUCCACGAACAAUGUCGACAAGCAGGCCAUUGCUUAUGUCAACGAACUCCCUGUGCACUCCAAUUCCUGUACAGUAUUCAUCGCGAUCAAAGAAUAUCAUUUUACAGUAUGCAGCAACUGGUGGCAAUUCUCUGCUCAAGACAUCUCAACCCAAAUUUGUUUCUGGCAGGCAGCUUGUUCUUUCUUGCUCGCCAUUGACAUAACCCGUGGCAGAAACAAAUUACGACCAAAGAAAUUACUUGUAAAUUGUUCGGUGCAAAAAUCCUCUGCUAAUGAUUGUAAAUCCGUAGAAAAGCUGGAGCAGUUUUCUUUAAGGAAUACUUACCAGUCUAUAUCAUUAUAUUAAAUUUAAAUCAAAAAGGAAUAUUUCAGUUUAGUUUUUCUUUUCUCCUCAUGUUUUUGGAAAUAAAAGUAGCCUUCUAAGCAUACUGACAGCCAGGUUUUUCUCAGUUAGGAAUCAUUACCACUCCAUAUUUUUCUUUUAAAUUUAAGAACGAAUAUUUUACCUAAGUUUUAUCUAAUUAGUUUUCUUUUUUCUGAUACUAUAACAAGAAAAAGUAAUGUUUCUGUAUCUACUGAUAACCGUGAUUAUCUUAGGAAUCGUUGCCAUUCUAUAUCUUGUAUCAAAUUUAAAUCUAAAAGGGAAUAUUUCACCUUAGUUUUGCUUAUCAGUUUUACUUUUUUAUUGAUGUUGCUACAAGUAAUACAAAAAUAUUUCUAGACUCGCUGACAAACAAAGCCAAGGUUAACAAAUCACAGCGCAUAGCUUUCCAUACAAAAAGACACAGCUCUAGUUGUUAAAAUCUUUUUUUUAAAUUCAAAUAAUAAAUAAUGCCUUUAUUAAGUUAAUUAAUGAUGCCCUUAACUCAUUGAAAGUUUUAAGAAAUUCCUUCAAAUUAAGUUAAAAUCAUUUGGAAACAAUAUAUCGUGAACUGAAACAUUAAAACAAAAAAAAAAAACAAAAAAAAAAUCUUUGAAAAGAGAAAACUUAAACAUUUAAAUGAAAACAACAUGGUUAAAAUGGGUUGAAAAUCAAUCACAUAAUACCAUUUGAUACGUUAGCAAAUUUAGAUUGAAGCAGAUUCAAAUUUUCUUCAGAAUACAAAUUCAGCACAUUCAUUUUCAGAAAUCUGCUAGUGUAAAAAAAAUGCUUUGAAACUUAGGAGAUUAUCAAACAUUUCAAUGUUUAGUAUAUAAUCCUCUUGCUUGAACACUUAGUAUUAGUUUUACAAAAAUAAAAAAAAUUGUUUUGAAAAACUUGUUUUUUUUUUUUAUUAAACAAAACAUUACAUUUUAUAUUUAUGGCAUCAUGAAAAAUCAGAACGUGAAGUAUGUAAAAACUUCCUUUUUUAUACGACUUUUCAUCAUAAAUUAAGGUGAGUACUUAAAUCAUUCCACUCAUGUUUAAAAACAAUAGAGUCAUAAAUACUCUUUUAAUAAAUCAUGUGGAAAAUUAUCUGUCCAGUUAAACUUAUAUUCAGUGGGAAAGUAAGAAUAUCAAAGCAAUUCUUUUUUAUCACAAGAAAUGUAAAAACAAAAGACAAAAAAUAUUAAUGGUAAAAUCCAAUUACGAGAAAAUCAAAAUUGUGAAGAAAAAUAGCACUAAAUAUAUAGUCUUAAAUAAUGAUUUCAUGCUUCUCUCUGAAAUAAACAGUAUCAAAAAUCUGUACCCACAUUUGUUUCGCAUGAGCCACAGAAUAUCGUUCUUUCAGAGACUGCUGCCACCAUAAAAUGCCGUAUUAAUUAUUCCAUGAUAAAGUGCAUAAACUGUGAGAUCAUUGUUCAUUAUUCAUGAAGAAAAUAAAAUGGCUGCACCAUUAUCAGCAAAAAAGAAAAAAAAAUCCGUUAAAGGUAAUCAUUAGAAAAUAAUUUUAAAUACACAUUGUAAGAUCUGUUUGUUACUAAAACUUUUAUUUGGAAUUUGGAGUUUUUAUAUUUGAUGUGCAAUAUCUAUUAGUUGAAAUCUGUAUGUGCAGACACACACAACAGGGCAACUCAACUUGCCAUACUAUGAAUUUUUUAAAAGUAUUAUACAAAAAUUAAUAUAUACCUUUAUGUGGUUUAUUUAUGUUGAAUCUUACGUAACUGUUUUUCUUCUGUACAA